GGCUUAAAAGGGGAAGCAAGAAAAUGUAGCGAUCAUACUGACUCAGAGAAGGCAGAGAGCGAGUACGGGCCCCUGUAUUUUCGUCAGGGCGUUCAGUUGAGGAGUUUUUGAUUGAAUAAGCGAGUCGUCAUCCACUCCUCAUCAUCAUGUCAAACUUAACGAAACGUAACUCGAGCACGUCUGCGGAACGGAGCGACGAGGAUAAACAAGCGAUGGAGAAGAUGCUGGCGUCCGGGGAUCCUGCUCUGCCUACCUCGGAUCGUGAUACAACAGAGAAAGGAGACGUGAAUCUUAAAAGGAACAUCACGCUAUUGAACGGCGUGGCUAUUAUUGUAGGCACGAUAAUCGGAUCCGGCAUCUUCGUCACCCCCACUGGCGUAAUCAAAGAAGCCGGGUCGGUGGGAUUGUCCCUCAUCGUCUGGGCCAUCUGCGGGGUGUUCUCCACUAUUGGCGCGCUCUGCUAUGCUGAGCUGGGGACCACUAUUACAAAAUCCGGCGGGGAUUAUGCCUACAUCCUAGAAGUAUACGGAUCCCUCCCGGCCUUCCUCAAACUCUGGAUCGAGCUGCUAAUCAUCAGACCGUCCUCGCAGUACAUCGUGGCUUAUGUGUUUGCUACCUACCUCCUGAAACCCGUUUUCCCUGACUGUCCAGUACCGGACAGCGGAGCCAAACUAGUAGCAUGUCUCUGUAUACUAUUGCUGACCGCAGUGAAUUGCUACAGCGUAAAAGCUGCCACUCGAGUUCAGGAUUUCUUUGCUGCAGCUAAGCUUCUUGCCCUCGGUCUCAUCAUCAUCAUUGGCUUUAUUCAAAUAGGCAAAGGUGAUAUAGAAAACUUAAGACUGGAAAAUUCAUUCAAAGAGUCUUCUGCAGAUAUGGGAAGGAUUGGCUUAGCUUUGUACAGUGGAUUAUUUGCUUAUGGUGGAUGGAAUUAUCUGAACUUUGUUACUGAAGAGAUGAUUGACCCUUUCAGAAAUUUGCCACGAGCUAUCAUCAUCUCAUUACCCAUUGUUACAUCUGUAUAUGUGCUUACUAAUCUGGCUUACUUCACAACCCUGUCACCGCAGGAAAUGCUGGAUUCUGAAGCUGUUGCUGUGGAUUUUGGAAAUUACCAUUUAGGGGUCAUGGCUUGGAUUAUUCCUGUUUUUGUUGGGUUGUCUUGUUUUGGAUCUGUGAAUGGAUCACUCUUCACAUCAUCUAGGCUGUUUUUUGUUGGUUCACGAGAGGGGCAUCUUCCAAGCUUACUGUCUAUGAUCCAUCCUGGGCUUCUUACACCAGUACCUUCUCUGGUGUUCACUUGUUUAAUGACUAUACUUUAUGCAUUCUCAAAUGACAUCUUUUCAGUCAUCAACUUCUUCAGCUUUUUCAACUGGCUUUGCAUUGCCAUGGCAAUUAUUGGCAUGAUGUGGCUGAGAUACAAGAAACCAGAAUUAGAAAGACCCAUUAAGGUCAAUAUCCUUCUCCCAGUCAUUUUUGUCCUUGCUUGCGUAUUUUUGAUUGUGGUUUCAAUCUGGAAGACACCAAUAGAGUGUUUGAUAGGCAUGGUUAUCAUCCUCACUGGCAUUCCUGUUUACCUGUUUGGAGUUAAGUGGAGAAACAAGCCAAAAUGGGUUUUGAAGAUUAUAUAUUCUUCAACAGUUUUUUUCCAGAAGAUCCUUGAGGUGGUGCCUCAGGAGUCCUGAAACAGCCAGGUCAUCUUGUAAUGAAGCAUGAACAAAGACUCAGCACUUAUUGGAUAACUUACUUUCUCAUGCUGGUAACACUGGAACAAAUAACAUGUGGAAAUAUCACCUGGAUAAAACCACAGAAUGUUGUGUGAGUGAGAGUAUGUGUGUUUGUGUGUUGGUUGUAGGGUGAAAUAUUUUCUUGUGCAAGAGAAUACUCUGUUCACAAGGCUUAAUGGGAGGGUUAGCGGACGUGGGUAGCUGUUCUUCAUGCAACUGGGACUUGAACAUUUUAGGACGUAAAUUUGUGAAGAAGUUAAUGUUGUGGUAUUUUUAAUUUUCAUUUAAAUUUUCGAUUUUGGCCUAAAAUAUUCACAAUAGAGCAAAAAAUAUUGUUGAAUUUCAACCUGUGCUAGAGGUGGACCCAUUCCAAAUCAAUGUGAAAAGUCUCAAAUACAGGUUAAUAUAUGGACAAUCCAAUCUUUUGCUUCAUGUGAAGGCCUAAUUUAGGCUUAUUAUGGAAUGCGAAUGAUAGGAAAAAAGAGCUUUCUUUCUGAGCAAACAACAAACUAACUUACAUAAGGGCAUUUUACAGGGCAGUUACAGAGUUGUGCUUAGCUCAGUGGGAAAGUGGGAGGGGGGUGGGGGGUUUGGGUUUUGGGGCAUUCCUGCAGUCUUCUGAUAAAGUAACCAUAAAAUGUUGUGUGAGGAAACAUUCUGAAACAGACGUGCACAUUACAUUUCUACAAGAAUUGUUUAAAAAGGAAGUAACUGGCACUUAAAGGUACAUGUCUGGUGUGUACUGCUAUACUGUCUGUAACAGAGAUGCAUCCUGUAAACUCCAUUUCUACAAUAAAAUUAUUAAAUAGCAACUAUAGAUUACACUUGACCUUUAGAAAGAUUUGAUUGAAGUCACCAGGGGGUUGCGCCAAUUUUUCAUAAAAUAAAUGCGGGAAAACAAAAUGUAACUGAUGAUGUUUUAAACCCCAAGUCCCCAUUGUCAUCCAAUUUAUGUGGUCCAGAUCUCUAAUUAUCAGUCAUUGUAUUUGUGAACACUAUUAGAAAUGUGUGUAUUAUUAUAACAUCCUUCAGAGAAGGCGAUGUAAACUCUGUUUCGAAUAUGUUGUAAAGUUCACAUAUUCUCAACUCUACUGUACAAGAAAAAAUCCAAAUGCAAAGCAGUUAAAAAUGGCUCCAAAGCAUUUUUGUUGUUUUCCCGCUGUAUAAUGCAUUAUAUACAAAAUAAAAAAUGAUGCAUACAAUAUGUUACAGGUGUGAGUGUAGCCUUUGAAUAUACACCUGAUAAAGAUACAGAUGUUUCUCGGUAUGUACUGUCAUAUCUGGGGCCUAAGGAGGCCACAAUAGAUUUAGGCAAAGGGAAGCAUGCCACAUCUGUACUCUGUCGUUUUGUUGUGUUCCUAAAGUCAUUUAGAGACCACCUUUGUGGGAAAAACACGAGAAUGAAGCAUACAAUUGCUAAUAAAGUCAAAUAUUGAGGCAGCCUUAGUGCAUUUCCAUGCACUGUACAUUGUAAUGUUCCUCUGCUUUUUUAGGUUACAUUAUGUACAGUAGCCAUUUCUAAUUCCAUUAUAAAGCUUCUAAGGCUUUAUGUAGUAAAUAACUGUAGUAAUCUUGCUGGAUAUUUUGCAAACCCUUUGAUUUCUAAAAAAUGAGUAAGUUAAUUUGUUAGGGAAAGAGAGCCCUAAAUUUCUCCUUUUGAAAAAAGAAGUCAACACUACUUUUUGAAUGUUAAAUAUGUUCAGUGGGAGUAAUAUUGUUAUCUGAAAAUGUUAUUCUCAAGAAAAUAUAUCCAUGAACCAUGGAUACUGAUGUUAGUUUUUAGUAUAGCAUAGUAGGAAGGAACAUUCUCUUUACAAAAAUUGAAAUAGUGAGGCUUUAACAACAUAAGGUAACAACACCAUCUCUUCGUUCUUGUCACUGCAGACAAAUGAAAUGACUUGCUUCUGUUAUGUGGUGGGCCCUUAGUUUGUCUUCAGAGGGUCAGACAAAAGUUUAGACUAACUACUUACAUAAAGCUUCAUAGAUGUGUAUAAGGUGGUCCAGAAGCUUUAAUUUCUUUUAGCUUGCUUAAGCAAAUAUUUCAUGAAGUUUUCAUGGUAGAAUACUGGGAAAUUCAGAGUAAGAUAUGAGAAUUUUCUAUCCCUUCCCUCAUUGUUUAAGUGGGAAGUGGCAAGAGUGGAUACAAAUCAUGCACAAUGAAAAAUUAAACCAAGAUGAAUUUAAUAGGUCACUUGAGACAAAUGUUUUAAAUACUUUAGCUGUAAAGCCAGAUUGAGAUUUGUAUGUUACUCUUAACUGUAAUAAAAGUAUAACAAUUGUUAAUGUUUCCUGAGAAGCUCAGCAUAUUUUAAGUAUUUCAGUGGCGUUGCUGAGUUUUUGAAAAAAUUCAAAAGUUCGUUAUUCAUGGAUAGUGAUUGUAUAAGUACAUACUGUAGUUCCUUUAAUGUGUUUACAACCAUGUUAAAAUUAUGUACCCUCCCCCUUUUUAAAUACUGUAAUAUUUGUACACAUGUAGUUUUUGGCUCGCUAGGAAUGCUUCCACCUGCCUGAGCCUUUUUUUCUCACAUCAACUGACAAGUUGUCUUUAGAACUUCAGUAGGAGUCCUCACUCAGCUUAUCUGGUUAAUGUUGAAUGCUAAAGUCCCCCAACACAUUGCUUACUAAGAGAUGACACACUGUUCUUUUAUGACCACAUGCUAUUUUUCUUACAUUUUUUUAGUUGAUAAAUGCAGUAUUAUGCUAUGACUGACUUCUGGUUUAAGUAUAUGUUAAAAGCCCUGCUAAAUGAUGGCUUUUUAGAAAAAUGUUUUUAUAUUUUACAAGUUUCUAACUUUUUUUUAAUUUUGCUAAAUUCUGAUCCUAAUAAAGUGUGACUAGGCUUAGGGCCUGAAGUAGAGGCAGAGUUUAUAAAUUCUGGUGGAACUCGAGUGUUGCUGUAACUCUGUCAGCAAAGGCACUUAAAUUAAGUUUUUGAAGUAUAUGUGGUUUAAUAUAUUUAGUCUGCAGCAUAUUUCUUGUUAACUUAUAUUUACUAACUUAAAAUGUUAUAGAUGGAAAUAUUUAUUAUAGGUUUUAUUCUUAAUGACUACUGUCUUAAAUGACUUUUUUCUGUAUGACAGUGAUAUGUACAGUUACUGAUGGGAAGACUGCUGAGUCUGAAGAACCAUUUUAUGUGUUUUUUUAUGUUAUAAAAAAUUUUUCUGAUCCUUAAAUUUGUUUACUUCAUGGUGACAUUGUAGUUCAAAUAAGUGCGCACAAUAUAUUGGAGAUUAGCUCUUGAACCUUGUUAAAAACUUCUGAUUUUGGAUUUUAAACACUCCUAAGGUUCUUAUCAUAUAAUGAGCCACACACUGUGCAUUGCUCUAGAGGUCCACUGUCAAGAGUAAGGCCAUUGAUCCUCUUAGCCCACUUGGUACUAGAGGAUUAGGCAGGUUUUUCUUUUCCUUUUUCUUUUUUCUUUUUAUAUAAAGGAAAUUAUUUUUUGUGCUGUUACUGACUUUGUUAGAAGAGAUUCACUUUUAUUGUACUUUAUUAUUUUUUUCACACUAUGGAAACAUAUUCCUAUAUAUUCAAGGGUUUUAAGGGUGUAAGCAACAGUCUAUAGAGUAUAAUGAGUAACUAGGGUUUCUGAAUAAUUACAAAGAAGAACACACAGUUAAGCCUCCUUAUGACUUGUAACUUGUCCAAAACUUUUGGGAUGAAACACAACUGCAAAUGAUUGGUUCCUUGCAGCUGGUUACCUGGAGGAGGGUGAAUAGGCAUGCACAAUAUAUGCCAGUCUUGGCAGCAAUAUUGUGUACGGUCACAGUUCACUACUCUGUAUCCAGUACAUCUGAUCCUUACAAAAAGAAUUUGCUUUUUUUAUUCAACUUUAUUUCUAAUGUUUUUCGUUAAUAAUUUAAAUAAUAAUAGUAAGAAAAAAUGUAGCAACUCAUCCUCUUAACUCUUUAACAGAAUGUAAAGUAAUGCAGUAAUGGCAUAUUAGCCUGCAGAGUGUAGAAUGCUGUGCAUAGCCAACCACGUCCAGCUUACAAAGGCACACUGUGGAAAAGCCAAAACCAUCUUUUAUUUUAUAAAUCACCUUUCCCAGAAAACACCAUCCCUAGGUGCCUUUCAAAGCACAAAAUAUUCUGAAAGGAUACUAUAAAUAAAAUGCAUGACUGGACGCCUCUCGAUUCCCAAGAAACUUGGGAGUGAAGCGAAAGGGUGAUCUGUGAUAAAAUAAAAUCAGAUAUCAGGAAAUAUGUCACAUUUUUGUUCUUUCUAAUUGAGUAUUCCUGGACUAUAUGUGUUUAGAAGAGGAAAAAAAGGGAUGUUCUUGGUUUUCUGGCUGCUAAUGUAUCAUACUGUACAAUCUUUUAAAAGAUUGUAAUAUUAAGUUCAAAAUGAGAGAAGUUUUAGUUUUCUGACCUUUAGGAAUGAGAUUUUUUUUGGUAAUUAAGCAGGAUAGACUAGUUAUAUAAAAUACAUAUUCUGCAUUUUUAUGAUUUGAAGCCCAGCAUGCCACUAUUGUGACAGUGUCGGUAAUGUAAAAGUGAAUAUUUAAGGCCUGCUUUAUUUUUGUGACUUGCAAAUUAGUCCAUUGCCAAAGUUGAAACACGUACCUUGCAAUUGAGUGAUAUUUUUCAGUUAUUGUAUCAUUCUGCCUGCCCGUUCUUUGCUGUUUAGAUGCAGGUGCAUUACAAAGUGUAAGAAAAUAGGUUUUCCGUGGCUUUGCAGAACAGGAGCACAUCACACAUACCUCUUUAGUCUUCUGAUCCCAUGCAUGACCAUGGAAAGUGCUCUUAAAGAAUCACAUUGUGGCCAUUAGAGAAAAGGGGCAUUCAACAGUGUCUAUCUGAAUAUUCCUAUGUCUGUAAUUUCUGGGAGAAUGUAUUGCUUUUAUUUUGUCAUUAUAAUAAAAUGAACAGGUGUCCUCAUUCCACUGCCCAAAUGUAUGUCGUAUAUCAAAUCUGCAGAACCCUGUUUGUGUAUUCUAUUUUGGUGAGUUCUAUGGGAUAUUAAGUUGAAUUACCAUUUUUAACUGAUGUAUUUUUUUAUGUUCUCCUUAAAAGUGUCUCUGUAAAAUAUUUUAGUAAAACUGUUUGUUACUUGAUAAAUGACCAAAUGCAAUACCUAACACUUCGCUAUUUUAUCUGAUUGUUUAGAACUGUUGCUUUUUUGUUUUAGUUUUAACCUCAAGUAAAAUAAAUUACUUUUAAAGAAA
Messenger RNA from Erpetoichthys calabaricus (reedfish), 6888 nucleotides. It is a transcript of the gene slc7a5, whose product is annotated as solute carrier family 7 member 5. The record is from RefSeq and is a predicted model, not a curated record. Bases 147 to 1679 code for a protein of 510 amino acids. Gene Ontology annotation, biological process: amino acid transmembrane transport; neutral amino acid transport. The transcript is spliced from 10 exons. Gene Ontology annotation, molecular function: neutral L-amino acid transmembrane transporter activity; L-amino acid transmembrane transporter activity. Gene Ontology annotation, cellular component: membrane. Lineage: Eukaryota; Metazoa; Chordata; Cladistia; Polypteriformes; Polypteridae.